CACCAAUCGGCAGCUGCAACGACCUUCAUGUAGUCUAUUUACCAUUUAAUCAUAUCUUUAAAGGAUUCUUCGAACGAAUGCUGCUCGUUAAAAAAAUAAAUAUUUAAUCAUUCUCACUCUAAUAUAAAUAAAUAUUUAUUCACGUUGGGGCGUAGGUUCCAGAAUGUCCGAUUCUAUACGUUGUGGGUUCGAUUCCCAUCUGGUUCGGCUAAUAUUAAAUUCUUGCCAGACUUGGGAAAAAAAUCUUGACAUUCCCACUCAACUAAGUACGCGGCGGCAACCUCAAGGUAGCCGUCAGGGGUUGGCCAAAAGGAUUGGACCCACUUGCUGCCCAAGGUUUUCCCACCAGUAGCAGUACCAGGAUGGCAUAAGUUGGCUAAUUGUUCAUAUCUUUUAAUCUACGUAUGUUCUUUGGCGGACUAUCGAAGCAAAGGCCUUUAUUAUAGCAGCGAACUCUAGCUCGAAAAAGUUAUGGAGAUUCCUGUGACAGAAUGGAUGUCAUUGGUGAGGGAAAACAGAAGCUGGUAUACCGGAAGAGAGGCUACAGGAGAACCAGAUGGCCUCUUGGAAAUCUUAGGUGAUGGUAUGGAUACCUUUUUAGAGACCAGAAGCAUCAGGUUCACCUUACCGGACUGGAUGAAAGCCGAAAAGAACAAGGUUGAUGUAGACAUCAUGAAAGCAAUUGUCCCUGAUAAAUCUUCCUUCAUUGGUAGAAGGAAAGGUGGAGGUGGAAAGAAAGGCAUGGGAAUGGGAAUGAUGGUGAUGGCCAUGGCCGGUAAGAUGGCGAUGAUGUCAAUGGGUCUCAUCAAAAUGAAAGCAAUGAAAGCACUCAUCAUAGGCGCAAUUGCUCUAGCACUUGCCAAGGUUCAGUUGUUCAAGAUGUUAACAUCCAAAGGAGGAGACGGUGGAGAAAGUCAUGUUAUAGUGCUGAGUGGAGGAGGAGGAGGUGGAGGACAUGGAGGAAGUGGAGGAGGACAUGGAGGAGGUGGCGGACAUGGUGGAAGUAGUGGAGGACAUGGCGGUGGAGGUGCUGUCCAUGUGGUCCAUGAAUCAUAUGGUCCCCCAACUGAUAGCUGGAGUGGUGGUGGUGGUGCAGACAGUUGGGGAGGUGGUGGCGGUGGAGGAGGACAUGGAGGCUGGUCUUCAGGAGGCGGAGGAGGAGGAAGCAGUGGACACGGAGGUGGUGGAUGGUCAUCAGGAGGAGGCGGAGGAGGUGGUGGUGGCUGGUCGUCUGGAGGAGGAGGAGGGUGGGGAAAGAGAGCCUAUGGUUCUGACAGUUCGUACACUGUUUCUACUGCUGCCAGUCAGGUUGUCGAAUAGGCAAGGAUUGGAUCUUUGAAAACUGAUAGUUAAAACAAUAAGUUGUCCGGCAACAGCGGUGAUGCGUACACGCAUUAGCAGCCUUUUCAUUCAAGGCUGCUAUUCCUGUGUUCUUCCUUUUCCUGGCAAGGAGAACAUGAAAUGAACCAGUGUGAGUAGGUAAACACCCCAGUCGCCAUCUCCUUGCUUCCACCACUUCCACUGCUCCCAUACUUCUUUUUUUUGGCAGGUUAUGCUGCAAAAUUCAAG
Messenger RNA from Nezara viridula (southern green stink bug), 1569 nucleotides. The record is from the annotation of a GenBank genome assembly. NCBI's taxonomy places the organism in Eukaryota, Metazoa, Arthropoda, Insecta, Hemiptera, Pentatomidae.